Symbiodinium sp. CCMP2592 is the source of this 600-nucleotide messenger RNA. The record is from the annotation of a GenBank genome assembly. NCBI's taxonomy places the organism in Eukaryota, Dinophyceae, Suessiales, Symbiodiniaceae.
AUGGGCCCGCACUGGAAAAAUCUGUCGGACUGCGGAGCACAAGGGCAUCUACCAGGCUGCAGCUGGACGACCACCUUCAGCUCCGGUGUCACGGAUGCCCGAUGGAAGAUUGCGACGUUUCGACACCCACUGGACCGCUUCGUUGCAUCUGUGAACGAGCACUUUGCCCUUCCAAGUUGUGAUGGUGUCCCCUGCGACGGCGUGGUGCAGCAGGCGCAGCACCAAGCCGAACGGCUCUUAAGGGACUUCCCUGGCCAGUGGAGGAGCUGCGAGCACGCAACGCAGAGCUACUUCCUCUCUGCCACGGACAUGCUUGGCAAUCCCAUUGCCUGGGACUUCCUUCUGGAAGUGGACAACUUCAACCGCGACCUGCAGGAGCUGAGCCGGCUAACGCAGAUCGACAUUCAGGAGAAGGAAGAAAAGAACUCCAGUGGCGACAGUAAACUGAAGCAGCUGUACUUCGAUGCCAUCUUUGCCGACACGAAGACGAUCUGCGCUGUCUGCAAGGUCUACGCGCAAGACUUUACCUGCUUGGGAUACGAGUUCCCAGAGCGAUGCAGCAAUGAGAACUGCAAUAGCUUUGGAAUCUACUUUCCAUGA